Messenger RNA from Trichoplusia ni (cabbage looper), 4733 nucleotides. It is a transcript of the gene wts, whose product is annotated as serine/threonine-protein kinase Warts. Gene Ontology annotation, molecular function: protein serine/threonine kinase activity; ATP binding; protein binding. Gene Ontology annotation, biological process: peptidyl-serine phosphorylation; G1/S transition of mitotic cell cycle; positive regulation of apoptotic process. The coding region runs from base 548 to 3637 and encodes 1029 amino acids. Lineage: Eukaryota; Metazoa; Arthropoda; Insecta; Lepidoptera; Noctuidae. The transcript has 5 exons. The record is from RefSeq and is a predicted model, not a curated record.
CAUACAAAAGAAUGUGGUAAUUCUUCAAAAUGGUCGCUUUGUAUGGUUUGCCAACUUGCAUGUCUGUGUUUCAGAGUUCUUUGUUUUCGUAAUUCAUUGGAUAAUAUUAAGUUUAUGGAAAAGUUUAUGCAAAUCCUCGGUUGUUCCCUUUGAAUAAGAACAUUGACAUUGUAAUCAUAAUUAGUGGUGUCCAAGAAAGAUGUCAUCAGUAAUGUGAGAGCUCUCCGAAGAAACUUUUAUCCUACGAGAUUAUGACGUUUGUGAUUCCUAUUCAGAAUAGCAGAAAGUGAAAAUUAUUCUGGUAAAUUUUUAUUGUAAAAUCUGUUUGAAGUUAUUGAAUGUUUAUACCAUGAUAACACAACAAACAAAACAUUGAACAGAAGAUAAACAAACGUAAUUAAGUGAGGUGAAGGCAAGCUGCAGCACAAUAUUUGGGUGUAUCUUAAAUGCAAUAGUGACCAGUGAUAAUGAGUGUGGUGAGCAGGCGGGGUGUGCUUGUGUGAUGGGAGGGGUCGGGUGAGAGGUGAGGCGCACGGGCGCGGGCGCCAUGAACCCGCCGGCGCCCCGCCAGGCGGCCGCUCGCUCCGGCUAUCAUCAGAAGGCACUAGCCCAGAUCCGCAACUCACUACUACCAUUUGCUAACAAUGGAAACUCUGAGCCCCCCGGCUCCUCAGCAGCCAGCACUGUCAGCUCUGGUGUCAGUUCAGGCUUCAGUUCAUCAUCAGGAAAUGGUCUUGAUAAAGAUUUGACUGCAUUACCACAGUCCUUGAAUCAACUGAUUGCCUUAGGAUUUGAUGAGGACCCUGCUGUUAGAGCAUUAAAGUAUGCUGGGGGGCGGUUUGAUGCAGCGUUAGAUUACCUGUCCAAACAGCAGGAAUCUCAUAAUGGAGUCCUCAAGUCAAGCAAUCUGAAUGCUCUGAACUCCAAGCUAAUAAGAAAACCUAGUCUAGAACGUGAAAUUAAUCUUCACCGAGGCAGCCCUGCACUGGACUCUGGUGCAGGAAGCUCCCGGUCUGACAGUCCCAGACAGUCAGACGCACCUCCCCUACCCCAUGAGAAAUUGAGCCGGCAAUACUCGCCCAGCGGAUUCUCCGAGCCCCCGCCCCCGCCCCCGCCGCGAUGUCCGUCCACGCCGCCGGUGAUGCCGUCGGUGCAGCAGCUCAUGAAGCGCAUGUCCCCCGCGCCGCCGCUGCCGCCCGCGCGCGGCACCAGCCCCGUGGCCGCGGGUGCGCCCGCGCCGCCCGCCCGCCAGCCUAUGAUCGUGCAGAACGGCCCCCAAGUACAACAGCAGUUGACGCAGCAAAUUCAGGCCCUAAGCAUGUACCAAUCUUCAGGUGGAGGAGCGGAGCUCCCGCCUCCCUAUCCACUUUCAGGCGUGCCGCCUCCUCCAUCAUAUUCUGUGUCUAUGCAGAAUCGCCAGAGUCCUACGCAAUCACAGGAUUACAGGAAGAGUCCGUCGUCAGGUAUAUACUCGGGAGGGACUUCUGCCGGGUCGCCGAGUCCGAUUACGGUGACGCAAUCGACAGGGUCGGCGUCUGGAAUGACUCGCCCUACGCCUAUUCAGGCGUGGACUGCGAGACAAGCGGUGCAGCCCCCGAUCAUCAUGCAGUCCGUCAAGAGUACACAAGUCCAGAAACCUGUUCUUCAAACGGCCAUCGCGCCUGUAGCACCUCCUCCUGUGGCUAGCUCUGUAGCACAGCCUCCGCCGCCUUCGUACGCUAGUUCUAUCCAACAAAAGCAGCAGGCACAAACUCCGCCGAGCUAUCCACUAGCGCCCAAGCCGUCCUCGCCCGGCUCGACGCCGCCGGUCAUACCGACAGCGACAACUCCCACCGUCCCCACUACAGAGCCACCGAGUUAUGCGAUCACUAUGCAAGCUCUUGCCGUACAGAGAGGAAUGCAUCCAAUACCACCACCGCCAUAUGGUAAUCAAAACGACAAUACGACCACUGUCAAUUCCCACCACUCUCCUUUACAUAAAAAGUUUUCAAACAAUUGCGAUAUGAAAGGGGAAACUUCUCAAUUAGAAAUAAAAUGUCCAAACCAAAAUUGCACCAACAAUCUUCUUAAAGAUAGUGUCAUAGCAUCUGGUUCUGAUAAGAGUUCAAACGGUUCAUCGGAAAGACGGUCAAAGGGCGUAGAAAAGAUCAGGCAUCAAUCUCCUAUACCAGAAAGAAAGAAUAUCAGUAAAGAAAAGGAAGACGAACGUCGGGAUUGUAAAGUGAGAAAUUAUUCACCUCAAGCUUUCAAGUUCUUCAUGGAGCAGCAUGUCGAGAACAUUUUAAAGUCGUAUAAACAGCGAACGUUUAGACGAAUGCAGUUGGAGAAAGAAAUGACUAAGAUAGGUCUUAGUGCGGAAGCACAAUGUCAAAUGAGAAAAAUGCUGUCUCAGAAAGAGUCCAACUACAUUAGAUUAAAGAGAGCAAAGAUGGAUAAGUCUAUGUUCACGAAGAUAAAGCCGAUUGGGGUCGGUGCCUUCGGGGAAGUGACGUUAGUGAGAAAGAUUGAUACUAGUCAUCUAUAUGCCAUGAAGACACUUCGUAAAGCUGACGUGCUAAAGCGGAACCAGGUGGCGCACGUUAAGGCCGAGAGGGACAUCUUAGCGGAGGCUGACAACGAGUGGGUCGUCAAACUGUACUACAGCUUUCAAGAUAAAGACAACUUAUAUUUUGUGAUGGAUUAUAUACCUGGCGGUGAUCUGAUGUCUUUGUUAAUAAAACUAGGUAUAUUUGAGGAGAGUCUCGCCAGAUUUUACAUAGCGGAAUUGACGUGUGCCGUGGAGAGUGUCCAUAAAAUGGGCUUCAUCCACAGGGACAUCAAGCCCGACAAUAUUCUCAUAGAUCGUGAUGGCCAUAUUAAAUUGACUGACUUCGGAUUAUGUACGGGAUUCAGAUGGACGCAUAACUCGAAAUAUUAUCAAAGAAAUGAUCACGGACGACAGGAUUCGAUGGAUCCUGUGGACGGCGAGUGGGGCGCCAUGAAUGAGUGUCGGUGUCACCAGCUGAAGCCGCUGGAGAGGCGACGCAAGCGCGAGCACCAGCGCUGCCUGGCGCACUCGCUGGUGGGGACGCCCAACUACAUCGCGCCAGAGGUCCUGCAGCGGACCGGCUACACGCAGCUCUGCGACUGGUGGUCUGUCGGCGUCAUCCUCUACGAGAUGCUGGUCGGCUCGCCACCCUUCCUAGCCACCACGCCUGCUGAAACGCAACUCAAAGUCAUAAAUUGGGAGAGUACUCUACACAUCCCCGAUGCUGCCAAAUUGUCUCCAGAGAGCAAGGAUUUAAUCCUACAACUAUGCUCGGGACAGGAGACGAGGCUCGGCAAGGACGCCAACGAGGUAAAGAACCAUCCGUUCCUCAACGGCAUUGACUUCGACAAGGGGCUUCGGAGGCAGGUGGCGCCGUACAUACCUCGAAUAGAAUACGCCACGGACACGUCAAACUUCGACCCGGUGGACCCGGACAAGCUUCGCAACUCGGGCAGCUCCGACUCCAACAAGUCGGACAGUGAGCUGCUCGACAACGGGAAGACGUUCCACGGCUUCUUCGAGUUCACGUUCCGGAGGUUCUUCGACGACGGGUACACGAACAAAAUUAAUCUAGACGAUAACGACAACCAGGGACCCGUGUACGUAUAGAACGACUCCGCGACUCCGACAGUGAUAAAAGAGACACUGAGACUAACUUGUAGGAUUUUUUUACAAAGUGUGUGCCUUUGACUCUCUCUAUUAAAAAAAAUAGUUUUUGUAAACGUAACGAAUAUAACGUAUUUAAAAUUAAUUAAAAAGCCGUAUUGUUAAUAAUCCCGGUGAUAAUGUUGUAAUAUUGUAUCGUUAUGUAUUUGUAAGAGUAAUCUUAUUUCAGUGUAAUAUAUGUAACGAAUGGAUCACAGUAGUGCAUAGCUUACCUAUGGUGCUGUUCCCGAGCGGUGGCCGCGGCCGGCGGCGGUCGCGGUGCGCCUCCCGAUGUCUAAACUCCAUUCAGUGUAUACUAUUUUUUGUAACUAGAGAAAUUAUUUAUGAGAUAAGAACAAGCUUACUGGAAUUAACGAAUGAUUGUCACUAUAUUUUCUUAUGUAUUUAUCGAGGUAGGUCGCUUAUGUGUGUUUGUUUACAUAUGUGUAAAACGUUUACUUAUGAUUCAUGAACGUCAUACAAAAAUUGGCAAUAGUCAAUCAUACUGUGCUUCCAUUUAGUCUUCAGGACACUAGCUCAUAAUGUGUGCCUUAGAAUUUCAAUAUUAACAUUUUUACACGUGUAUGAUACAGAAUUUGUGAUGGGUCGAUUGUAUACUACAACAUAGUAGAUAAAGUUUUAUAACUCGACGUAUGUACUGAGUGCAAUACAUAUUUAUUAACAAAACAAAAGUCGACGCGUACUUCAUUUGCUGUGCUUGAAGUAUUACUUCGAUUUUAUUAUUUUUCUUAUGGUAGCGCACAUUUCAAGUCGAAUUGUUGUGUUUAAAUAUGCAAGAUUUUGUAACUACCAUUAAACUAACAAUAUUCAAUUAUAUAGUCGCAAAGUAAAUAACAAAGUAAUGAGAACAAAAGGCGUUGUCAGCCGCCAUACAAUAAUAAACUGCUUGUUUGUGGUCGUUAUUAGAGCGCCAUUUUUUUCAUUUGUACAGUAAAAUAUGAGUCACUUCAAUUUAAAUUAUGUGUUAUUGAAUGUAAAUUGUUUUAUUCUGAAAUGAAUCAUGCUUAUAAGUGAAUGAAAAUAAAAUAUGGGAAUUUUU